Molecule: messenger RNA, 1468 nt
Organism: Polyodon spathula (Mississippi paddlefish)
Lineage: Eukaryota; Metazoa; Chordata; Actinopteri; Acipenseriformes; Polyodontidae
Product: phytanoyl-CoA hydroxylase-interacting protein-like
Exons: 6
Coding region: 447-1460 (337 amino acids)
Cellular component (GO): cytoplasm
Molecular function (GO): protein binding
Source: RefSeq, a predicted model, not a curated record
GCAGCGCUUCCAUGCUUGUGAGGGGCAGCGGCGUAGCCUGGCGCUUCCAUGUUUGUGAGGGGCAGCGGCGUAGCCUGGCGCUUCCAUGUUUGUGAGGGGCAGCGGCGUAGCCUGGCGCUUCCAUGUUUGUGAGGGGCAGCGGCGUAGCCUGGCGCUUCCAUGUUUGUGAGGGGCAGCGGCGUAGCCUGGCGCUUCCAUGUUUGUGAGGGGCAGCGGCGUAGCCUGGCGCUUCCAUGUUUGUGAGGGGCAGCGGCGUAGCCUGGCGCUUCCAUGUUUGUGAGGGGCAGCGGCGUAGCCUGGCGCUUCCAUGUUUGUGAGGCUCAGAGAGAGAGGAGGGGGAGCAGUUCUUCCUGAGGGAUCGCUCAUUUACUGCAGAAAGAACAUUAAAAAAGACGUCUUUCCAUCUCAGCCGGUGUAGGAUUUAAUUUGGGAGUCUUUCUUCUACGAUGCAGAAAGAGAGCACAAUGGAGUUCCUCUCCCGCCCUCACAGCAUCCGCAUCUCGGAGGUGACGUGCGACUCUUUUAGGAUCGACUGGGCGGCCGAGCCGGGGGACUCUGGCAGAGUGACGCACUACUUCAUCGACCUCAGCAGGAAGGAGGCGCGGGACCCCAACCGCUUCAAACACAAGGAUGUCCCGACGAAGCUGGUGACGAAGGCGGUGCCUCUGCCCAUGACGGUGCGCGGGCACUGGUUCCUGAGCCCGCGCACCGAGUACAGCGUGGCCGUGCAGACAGCAGUCAAGCAGCCUGACGGAGAGUACCUGGUGUCCGAAUGGAGCGAGGUCAUCGAGUUCUGUACCGGAGACUACUCCACGGCUCACCUGCAGCAGCUCCAGCUCAAGGCUGGCUCCAUCGCAGGGAGGCUGCGCCCGUUUACAGUGUUCUACCGGAACCAGACCCAGGAGUACUUCCAGCACAUCAGGCUGCAGUGUGGCGGUGUGAUGCCCCCCACCCUGAAGGACAGCAGUGGCAGCGUGGGCUCUCCCAUCAACGGGGCGCUGAGCGGGGUCUUUUUCAGCUGCAAUACGGAGUUCGACACAGGACUGCCCCCCAACGACUCCCCCUACGGGGCCGUGCGUUUCCAGAUCCCGGCCGGCCAGCUCUUCAGCCCCGACACGCACCUCUACUUCGCCGAUUUCUACUGCAUGUACACUCCCUACCACUAUGUGGUGCUGGUGCUGGCCCCGGGCGGCUCGGAGGGGGACUGCUUCUGCCAGGACCGCCUCCCUGAGCUUGACCCCGCCCACAACCCCUUCCUGACCCGCACCCAGCAGGACGGGGCGGAGCCGGUGUACAGCCACGCCCACGAUGUGAUCUUGGAGGUGGUGUUCGCAGCACCUGUGGCUCUGGCCCAUGGCAUGCUGGGAGAGAUCAGCGGGCACAUGCUGAUGAGUCAGACGACCGCCAACGCCAAGAAGGACCCCAGCUGCAAGACCUGCAACAUCAGCGUGGGCCGCUGAGCAUGCUG